UGGAAGAGCUCUCUUCUCCUUCUCCUCCUCCUUCUCUGGAACUCCCAACGCCAUUGAAGCGUUACAGAGAGAUCUCGAGAGCAAUUUCCCUUUGAAAGACACCUAAAUUCACUCGAUCCAUUUUCACCUAUGAUUCUAUCUCCGUCGUCUCCUUCCGAUUUGGCUCCCCGAUUUCUCGUCUGAUUCUGCAAACGAGAGAGAUUCAUAGAGAGAGAGAGAGAGAGACCGAGAGAAAUGCCAGGCGUGGCUGUGAAGCUCUACAGCGUGUUCUUCAAGUUUCUCUUGAAGCAUCGUUUACAGAAUCUGAUCCAAGAUCCACUCGACGAAUCCACCGCUUUUGGAGUCACAUCUCGACCCGAAGAAACCGUCGCUUCCGCUAAUCCUCUGUUCACCGACGGCGUUGCUACCAAGGAUAUCCACAUCGAUCCCUUCACAUCUCUUAGUAUUCGGAUCUUCCUUCCUGAAUCUGCUCUUACUCCGCUUGAAUCCGAUUCAAAUCCCUCUUCCAAAUCGUCCAGGGCAAAACCUAAACGCCCUAACCAAGAUGCUCAGCCCGAUCUUGUUAAUCAGAAUCUGAAUAACUUACAGCAAUAUAAUACGCGCCGCAAUAGCUAUGGUCCUUCGGGAAAUUCCACGGAAGAACCGCGGACGAGUAGGUAUGGGGGUUACAGUAAUGAAAUGGACGGGUUGAAUUUGAUUUCCGGCGCUGCUACCGGUGGCGUUUAUAGAGGGUAUGCGCCAGCCACGGAGAAUAGCCGGAGGUUGCCUGUGAUGUUGCAAUUUCACGGCGGGGGGUGGGUUAGUGGGAGCAAUGGUUCGGCGGCGAACGAUUUCUUUUGCCGGAGGAUUGCGAAAUUGUGCGAUGUUAUUGUUGUCUCUGUUGGGUAUCGGCUUGCACCCGAGAGCCGGUUUCCAGCUGCGUUUGAAGAUGGGUUGACGGUGUUGAAUUGGCUGGGGAAGCAGGCCAAUUUGGCCGAAUGUAGCAAGUCUUUGGGAAAUGCCAUAGACAAUGACAAUGAGUUUAAGAAAUCGGAUUCUCAUGGGCAUAUCGUCGACGCGUUCGGGGCGUCAAUGGUAGAGCCUUGGCUUGCAGCCCAUGGAGACCCAACAAGAUGUGUUCUUCUUGGGGUUAGCUGUGGAGCAAAUAUUGCAGAUUAUGUGGCUAGAAAGGUCGUCGAGGCUGGUAAGCUCUUGGACCCUGUCAAAGUUGUUGCACAGAUUCUCCUGUAUCCGUUCUUUGUCGGGAGUGUCCCUACGCAUUCAGAAUUGAAGUUUGCGAAUUCGUACUUUUACGAUAAAGCUAUGUGCCUUCUUGCUUGGAAGCUGUUCCUACCUGAGGAAGAGUUUAGUCUUGAUCAUCCAGCUGCAAAUCCCCUUGCUUCUGGUAGAGAAGGCCCACCUUUAAAGCUUAUGCCACCGACACUGACAGUGGUAGCUGAACUCGACUGGAUGAGAGAUCGAGCCAUAGCAUACUCCGAAGAACUUCGAAAAGUAAAUGUCGAUGCACCUGUUCUUGACUAUAAGGAUGCAGUACACGAAUUUGCUACCCUCGACAUCCUUCUCAAGACACCUCAAGCCCAAGCUUGUGCAGAGGACAUCGCCAUCUGGGUCAAAAAAUAUAUUUCACUACGAGGCCACGAGUUCUCUUAUUGAUGUGUAUUCUGAAGAAACCAGGCAUAAUAAACCGAGUCGAGGUAGUGUCACGGUUAGAGAUCAUGUGGUGUACUUAGAAUGAGGGAGUGUAACAUUUUUUCAUAGGCUGUUAAAUCAAGUUUUGUUCCUCCUUCCAUUUUGAUCUUUUGUAAGAUAGAGAACCCUGAGAUUAGGAGGAUGGAUACAUAUAUCAUUGGUCUUGUAAUGUAAAAUGUUUCCGAUUCUCUUUCGAAAUCGAGCACCGAGGUUGAACAUCGU
Cucurbita maxima (winter squash) is the source of this 1911-nucleotide messenger RNA. Its product is annotated as probable carboxylesterase 16. Bases 235 to 1653 code for a protein of 472 amino acids. Gene Ontology annotation, molecular function: hydrolase activity. The record is from RefSeq and is a predicted model, not a curated record. NCBI's taxonomy places the organism in Eukaryota, Viridiplantae, Streptophyta, Magnoliopsida, Cucurbitales, Cucurbitaceae. The transcript has 2 exons.